UAAAACCCCUCCAAUCAGAGGCUCCGUGCGGGAAGUUUGAAUUUUGCGGAGCUCUGGGUUGUAGGGGUUCCUGCUUCGGAGGCGGCAGUGGUUCUUCAGACCCAGAGGAUUCCUUUACUUUUAGUUCUGUUGAGGUUUUACUCCAGAAGCUGCCUCAGGAUGUCUUCAUCACAUUUUGCCAGUCGACAAAGAAAGGAUUUAAGUAUUGACAUGAUUAGAACCAGAAUUGCUCAUAGAAAAUCACUGUCUCAAAAAGAAAACAGACAUAAGGAAUAUGAACGAAAUAGACAUUUUGGUUUGAAAGAUGUCAACAUUCCAACCUUGGAAAGUAGAAUUCUUCUUGAAUUAGAUGAGACAGCUCAAAAGCUUGUUCCAGAAAAGGACAGUGUCAAGCCAAGGUCAACGAAAACUGUUCUAGGUGAUCAACGAAAGCAAAUGCUCCAAAAAUACAAAGAAGAAAAGCAGCUUCAGAAAUUGAAAGAGCAGAGAGAGAAAGCUAAACGAGGAGUAUUUAAAGUGGGUCUUUAUAGACCUGAUAUGCCUUGUUUUCUGUUAUCAAACCAGACUACUAUGAAAGCUGAGCCAAAAAAGGCUGUUCCAUCUUCUGUACGGAUUACAAGGUCAAAGGCCAAAGACCAAAUGGAGCAGACUAAGAUGAAUAACGGGAGUGAUAUUCGAGCAAUCCGACCUGGUCAGAGACAAACUUCUGAAAGAAAAGUGUCGGACAAAGAGAAAAAAGUUGUACAGCCUGUAAUGACCACAUUGGUGAGAAUGACUCGAUCAGCCUCUCAAGCAGCAAAGCAGAUUGCCAGAACAGUCUCCUCUACUACAACAGGAAAGCCAGACACAAGAGCUACCAAUGAUUAUGAAACAGAAAGAAAGGCACCAAAUCAAGGAAGACCUGCCAAAAAGAUAGAAACAAAACCUGACAAGGUUGUUUCUUUUAAAGUCAAUAGUGAAGAAAAUACUUUGGAUUCACAAACCAGUGCAACAAAUGGAAUGGAUCCAGAUGGAGUCUUACAAAAAACGGAGAACUUACCUAAGACAAAUACUGCAAAAAUGAAAGGGAAGAAUUCCUUCGCACCUCAGGAUUUUAUGUUUCAGCCCCUGGAUGGUCUGAAGACCUAUCAAGUAACACCUAUGACUCCCAGAAGUGCCAAUGCUUUCUUGACACCCAGUUAUACCUGGACCCCUUUAAAAACCGAAGUUGAUAAGACUCAAGAAGUGACAGAAGAAAUUUUGGCGCAAAAAUAUAAAACUUACUCUGCAAAGACAGUACAUCAAGAUUCAGAUAAACUACAGUGUCCUUUGGGUUCUCUAACAGUUUCGAAUAAAGAACAUGUCUUAAAUAAAGAUGAGACUACUAAAAUUUCAAAUGGCCUUACAAUAAAAGAAGUCCCAUCACUUGAAAUAAAUGAAGAUCAGAUAUCUCAGCCCCACCAUGAUGUGCCAUAUUUCAGAAAUAUUCUUCAGUCAGAAACUGAGAAAUUAACUUCGCACUGCCUUGAGUGGGACAGGAAGCUUGAAUUGGACAUUCCAGAUGAUGCUAAAGAUCUUAUUCGCACAGCAGUUGGGCAAACAAGACUCCUUAUGAAAGAAAGGUUCAAGCAGUUUGAAGGACUGGUGGACAAUUGUGAAUAUAAACGAGGUGAAAAGGAGACUACCUGUACAGAUCUGGAUGGAUUUUGGGAUAUGGUUAGUUUUCAGAUAGAAGAUGUAAACCAAAAAUUCAACAAUUUGACCAAACUUGAGGAAUCUGGAUGGCAGAACAAUAAUAAUAUAAGUAAAAAAGUUGUUCGGAAGAAAGUGGUCUCAGGGGUAGCAAGUAAGCCCAAACAGGAUGAUGGUGGAAGAAUUGCAGCUAGAAAUCGCCUCGCGGCCAUAAAAAAUGCAAUGAGAGAGAGGAUGAAGCAGGAAGAAACUGCGGAGGCAGCGACCUUUGUAAUGCCAAAGGAAGUUGAUAAAAUAGUGUUUGAUGCUGGAUUUUUCAGAAUCGAAAGUCCUGUUAAAUCCUUCUCAGGAGUUUCUAUCUCUUCUGAACGUCUUUCUCAAAGACUUAGGACACCUAAGUCUGUCAGCAAAGCUGUGUCUGAGAGCAGGGCUGAGAUGGACCAUCUAAGACAAACUAUGUCAUCACAGAAUCCUGAUCCUCAAAGUACCAAAAGUGAGCAUGUUGAUAAGGAGACUUUGCUUUCAACUAUUCCUAAAAACAGGAACAACAUAGAAGAUGCUCAGUGUCCUGGAUUACAAGAUUUAAUUGAAGUAAAUUAUGAUGCAAACAAGAUAAACUUUGAGAUGGAUUGUUUACCCAGUGAAAGAAUGAAUUUGCCUCUACUUGCUGGUGAAGUGGCAGAUGAUAUUAAUACUAAUAAAAAGGAAGAAAUUCCAGAUGUUGUAGAAGGAAUGGAACUACAUUCUUUAGUUACAGCACAGGAUGUUUUGAUGAGCAGCCCUGAAAAUAUACCAUCACAAAAUGACAUCUUACAGGAAGAGAAGACUAAAAUUUCUCAGUCAGUAUUUGAUAUUAAAAGUCUCACUACUGAAUGCCAUCUUCUUGAUUCGCCAGGCCUAAACUGCAGUAAUACAUUCACUCAGGUGGAGAGGAGACAUCAAGAUCAUGACAGACACAUUUCCUUUGGUGGUAACUUGAUUACCUUUUCACCUCUAAGGCCCCUCCAUGAUGAACAACCAGAAGAAUUUUGAAUUUAAAAAUAAAUCCACAUAUUUUUCUUCAUAUUAUCAAUGUGAUAUAUUGUUAGCAUAUUGAAAAUUGAAGAGUAUGUAUUUGUGUUCACUUCUAGUUAAUUUAUAUAGUAUCAUAAAAUGUUUUAAUAUUCAGUGUUCAUCGAAGUGUGUUUUAGAUAUGAUAGUGUUUCUCGAGGGAAGUGGGGAUAUUUUGUACAUUAACUAUGCAGAAUAAAAAGUGUACUUUACCUCACCUCUCUUGUUUAAAAUGUAUAAACUUAAAGCUAAGUGUACUUAGAGCUUAUGAACAUUCUUCAGUUUAAUCAAAAUAUAGUAUUAAACUUUGACAGAAAUAUUUGCAUCUUUUUAUAUUCUCUUAGUUUGGACUCUUAAAUUUGUUGAUAUUGAACAGCUUUGCAUAUUGCAUUUUUCAGAGUAUACUGAGUUUCUUUUUUUUUUUUUUUUUUUAAAGAUUUUAUUUAUUUGACAGAGAGAGACACAGCGAGAGAGGGAACACAAGCAGGGGGAGUGGGAGAGGGAGAAGCAGGCUUCCUGCUGAGCAGGAAGCCCGAUGCAGGGCUUGAUCCCAGGACCCCGGGAUCAUGACCUGAGCUGAAGGCAGACGCUUAACGACUGAGCCACCCAGGUGCCCCUAUACUGAGUUUCUUUAAAUGAGCUUUCUGGAAUCUGAAGUUGUUUACAUGCUGCAGUUUCAAAAGGUUAAACGGUUAGAGGGGCCCAUUAAAUCUUUGCCUUUUUCUUUUCAUUUUCCCCUUGACAAAACUGACAGCCUUAGAAGGAAAUGCCUUCUUCCCUUGAAAAGAAUUGUAUCAAUCACUUAAUGUGUUUGAAAUAUUUUCUCUUUUAUAAAACUCUUAAUUAUAGGAUUGUAGAAGACAGGGCCAUAAUAGCACCAAGAAGACUUGUAGAAGCUAACGCUUAUAACCAGACCUGGGUCCAGUUAUUUCUUCCUCUAAAUGAGUUAGGGUUGGAGGCAUUCACCAAACAAGCAGCAGCUUUAUAAACGUGUAAGAUUAGAGGUUUUCAAAAAGAAAAGAAGACACAUCCACUUUUGUUGUCAGAGAAAGGUAUGUUAGGCUUGUGGGAAAGAUAGUAUUAUCAAGCCCAUAUGAGCAGUUAGGCUAUGUGAGGUGCUGGCUUAGAAGAAUGUUCUCAGAAUACCUAAUCUUACCAAAAGAUAAAAGCAGCUUUAACAGCCCAUUAAUGAAUAAUUCAAGCAAGACAUGCAGAACAAAGAAACAUACGUAAAAGUUAGGGUUUUCUAAGGGCCCAUGCAUAUGAGCAUGCAAAAGAAGUUGGUGCAGAGAAACCCAAAGACUUAGAAUAUAGAUAAAGCAAUAUACAACAAAACAAUAAAAUAAUAUUUGCCCUCAAGGAUAAAGCAAAUGAGAAUAAAGACAGUAUCAGUAAACAUGAUUUUUUUGUGGGUUUAAUAAGAUGUACUGUUGACUUGUUCAGAGAACUUUUGUCUGUUUAGUGAUAGUAGAGUGAACUCAAACUGGCUUAAUAACAGGGAAGUUUAUUAUUUGCACAAGUUGCCAGGGUGAUUCCAAGCACUUUCCAAUCAACAGCUCCAUGAUGGUAUCAAGGUCCAAAAUUACAUUCAUAGUUUCUGUCAUCCUUGCCGUUGGCUUCUCCGUGGCUGGAUCCUUUUGGGGUCAUAUAUUGUUAGUGUGUUGAAAAUUGAAGAGUAUGUAUUUGUGUUCACUUCUAUUCAAUCAAUUUAUAUAGUGUCAUAAAAUGUUUUAAUAUUCAGUGUUCAUCAAAGUGUGUUUUAGAUAUGACAGUGUUUCUUGAGGGAAGUGGGGAUAUUUUGACUAUCCAUUUGAUAUGGUCUUUAAUCAGGAUCCCUUAUUUUAUCUAGGAUUAUACUUAAAUAAAACCAUGACUAUUAGGAAACAGGGAAUGGAUGGCUAAGCAGCCAUCAGUAUACCCUACAUCUAGAUAGUGUUCUUAGGCUAUUGGACUCUAGAAUUACGAGGUUUUAGAAAAAUCUUUAAAGAUACAGGAAAGAAUAUUGCUUCGCAGAACAAAUGCCUUUCCAAAAAUGAAACCAAAAAAAAUUUCCAUUUGUUGAGGACCUCCUAUAUGGCAAGCCCUUUGUAAACAAUAUUUAUUCAAUGAUCACAGUAACCCUACAAAAGGUGUAUUAUACCACCAUUUUAUAGACAAAGGAACCAAGGCUCAGGAUUUAAAUAAUUUUGUGUAAACCAAGUUCCCCCUUUUUAUCAUAGCUUAUGUUUUUCCACUUAAUCAUAGGUGUGGAAGAGUCAAGAUGAGAAUGUUGGAGUAAGGAAGUAACAUAGUUUUUUGAAAUAAACUGCUCACAUCCCUCUUUAGGACUGAAAGUCUUUUUAAUUGCUACAAGUGCUGUUAGAUGGCUUUCAGAAAUCAUUUCCACGUGACAACUACCUCAGGGGAAGACAGCCGCUCCUCCCGAGGUCAUACCGUUUCUCAGGUGGCUUGUAUUCGUUGACUGAUUGAAGUGAAGACAGAAAGGACUGUCCCCCCUCUUGACAGCUCCAAAGGAUCAUCCCGGCUUCAGAACCCCUGUAGGGUGGGCUGAGGCAUCGAUACCCAACUUCUCCCUCUGCCCGAUCCUGUGCCUUCUCAUCCCAACAGCUGUUGAUCUCAAGAUUCUUCCCCCUAAACCACUUGGGUUCUAAUCUCUGCUUCCUGGGGAACCCAACUUGUGACAAUAAAAGUAUCUGAGAAGAUGGUGUUAUAGAAACAAUAAAUAGACCAAACAAUAUUUUGAUUCUUUUAUAAAGUGAAGUGCUAUGACUACAUCCUAGUUUUGAAAUUGUAUGAAUCUUUGGGCCUGCUGGUAAUGAGGAAGGGCAGAAAGGCAUGGUUAAGAAUGUUGGCAAUGGGGCGCCUGGGUGGCUCAGUUGGUUAAGCGACUGCCUUCGGCUCAGGUCACGAUCCUGGAGUCCCGGGAUCGAGUCCCGCAUCGGGCUCCCUGCUCGGCAGGGAGUCUGCUUCUCCCUCUGACCCUCCUCCCUCUCCUGCUCUCUGUCUCUCAUUCUCUCUCUCUCUCUCAAAAAAUAAAUAAAAUCUUAAAAAAAAAAAAAAAGUUUAAAAAAAAAAAAAGAAUGUUGGCAAUGGGAACUAUUAAAUUUUUCAAGCUGAUGAUAUAUCUAAUUAAGAGCUUAAUUUUCCUCUAUAAAUAUGAUGGAGAUUUCAUAAAAACCAGGAGAACCUACAGCAAGAUUGUCUCAUAUUGGUAUCAAAUAUGGAUUUGAAAACAGCUAAGUAUAGUCUAGAGAGAAAAAAUAGUUAAAAGGAGCAAAAAGAAAUAUACCAGAAUGCUAACAGUAACUGCCUGUGGAUCAUCAACAGCUACACUUUUUCUUUGUGCUUUUCUCAUAUCCUGAAUAUAUACUUCCUUAAGUAAGAAAAUGGGGGAAUGAUUUCCUUGUAGCAUCUUCUGGUUUUUAUGAAACUCUGAAAGAGGUUAAAAUAGUAUUUUCUUUAAAAGUAAUAAGUAUAGAAAACUCUGGGAGACUAAUGUAGAAUUAAUAUUGCUACAUAUUCCUUUUUCACUGAGUCCAUUGUGCAUUAUCAAGAAUAAAUUGCCCCAAUUCAAUGACAUAUAAAGACAGGAAACUCUUAGAAUGUUUAUUAAAUGGAUGAUUUACAGGACGGACAGUGAUGAAUAAAGGUAAAAUUUUUCAGUCAGGAAACAUGAAGUUUCAAUGUGUAAGGGUUUAUAUUCAAUUUCUUUUUUUUUUAAAUCUUCCCCUUUAUGAUUAUA
This is a messenger RNA of Mirounga angustirostris (Northern elephant seal), 6463 nucleotides long. It is a transcript of the gene DLGAP5, whose product is annotated as DLG associated protein 5. Gene Ontology annotation, molecular function: microtubule binding. The record is from RefSeq and is a predicted model, not a curated record. The transcript is spliced from 19 exons. Gene Ontology annotation, biological process: kinetochore assembly; signaling; regulation of mitotic cell cycle. NCBI's taxonomy places the organism in Eukaryota, Metazoa, Chordata, Mammalia, Carnivora, Phocidae. Bases 160 to 2703 code for a protein of 847 amino acids. Gene Ontology annotation, cellular component: nucleus; spindle pole centrosome; cytoplasm.